This is a messenger RNA of Penicillium manginii, 1308 nucleotides long. RefSeq lists its product as uncharacterized. NCBI's taxonomy places the organism in Eukaryota, Fungi, Ascomycota, Eurotiomycetes, Eurotiales, Aspergillaceae. The record is from RefSeq and is a predicted model, not a curated record. The transcript has 5 exons. Gene Ontology annotation, biological process: fatty acid metabolic process. The coding region runs from base 1 to 1308 and encodes 435 amino acids. Gene Ontology annotation, molecular function: medium-chain fatty acid-CoA ligase activity.
AUGAUUGGAAAGGCAACAGCUUUGUUUCUAGAAGAGGAUGGAGGGUUCCCUGACGAUAAGAUAUUCAACACACUCCUGCCGAUCGCCCGUGAGCUCGAUCACACUGUCUUUCACGACCCCGCGAAAGGCAUCAAUGCGAACUAUGAUCAAUUUAUGACUGAUGUGAUUCACAUGCGGCACCAGUUGAAGAAACAACUUUCGAGAUAUCUUGACCCUCAAAACAACUCGAUCUUCGCGGAGUCUGUCCUGAUAUGCGCGCUGGCUCCUGCAAACUACGAAUAUGCCGUUGCAGUAUUCGCAAUUCUGGCUCUUGGCGGAACUGUUGUGCCUUUGCCUAGCUGGAUGGGUGGCAGCAUGCCCGUACCUCUCAUAGUUCUCGGAGGAGCCCGAGCUGAGAUUAUUGACCCUGCUGCUCCGGCACAGGAAUAUUGGGAACGACUGCGGACCGACAAAAUCACCACCAUCAUGUCAAACGUCGUAUUAUGGGACAAACUAGCCAGACACUACAAGACCCAUCUCAGAAAUCACCCCGAUAGAGAUGAGUAUCUCGCAGGAAUAAGAAAUCUGCGCAAUCCUAUAAUUUCUGCAAGUGUGCCAACCCCGUCACUUUUGAAGUUCUAUCGAGAAGAGAUCCAGAAGCCACUCAACAUUGUUUACGGCUCUACUGAAGCGGGCAAGGCUGUUAUCGGCAUGUCUGCUGAGGAAGAUAAAAAAUUGAUAGAACAUCGUGGAAUUGGAAGGCCCCUAUAUCCCAACCACCCUGUCAAGCUUUCCGAUGGUGAUAGUGGAGAGCUUCUAAUUGGAGGGAUGGAAACAUUCAUGGGAUAUCUCAAUGACGAUGUGGGAGGCAAGGCUAUCGUUGACAAGGAAGGCUUUUUACACACUGGUGAUAUUUGCCACAAGACUGGAGAAUAUCUCUUCUUUGAUGGUCGUGUAUCUGCAGACUUUCUCAAGGCCCCCGGUGGUCCAGUCCCUCUCUGCCAGCUGGAGGAGAUUAUCCAAAAGUUCAAAUACUUUGAAGAGGCGUACGUCAUCCCCGUGGAGGAUAAAGUGUUUGGCAGUAGGGUCGGAGUUAUUGCCCGACCUUUCGCCGAAGCAAUCAAUAUUGAACGCUUGCGAAACGACCUGAUAUCUAUGGUCCCUCCCCAUAUGCUCCCUACUGCUUUCCGUUCUCUUGAUCCCGAUGAGGUUAUUCCAUUAACAUAUACGGAUAAAAUUGCGAAGAUGGAUAUCAUGAAACAGUUUUUCUCAUACGACGCAGAAGGAAAGUUACCGAGUGCCGUGGAGGUGAUUGAUAUUGAGGUUUAG